AUGUCGACAGCUCCGACGGUCAAGGAGCUUGUGAAAGCUGUCGGCACCUUCGCGCACAAUCCCUCCCUCCCACUCCCAGACGACCUCGUCCAAAUAAUCGACAACUUUCUGUACAAACGUACCGAUAAGUUAGAUGAAAGUGUAGCGGACAAGGUCCACGAUGAGUUAUUGCCGAUAUUCAAGCAAGACAUCGCUCAGGAUACAGCGCGCUAUGCCGCCUUCAUUGCCGUACUUCGACGCCUGCAGCCCUUAAUCGGCCAGACCACGACGGUCUUGCAAUGGCUCGAUCUGCUACUCCCUGCCCUCGCCAAUCUCGGAUUGGAUAAAGACCUGGCAACGGAGACCCAAGGGUUUAUGCUUGAUAUUCUUACGGGAGGCGAUGGCAAUGACACAACUUCCUUCACCAGGGGUGCAACCACUCCGGUUGCAGAGAAAAUAAUAUCGCUAUGGUUUCAAGAGGUUGACCUGCUUCGCAAUUGCUCUAAUCCUGCUCAAGACUUCAAGGAGAAGCUUAUGCGGGAGACAUUGGUCUUAUAUGGAAAGAAGCGACCGAAGGAAUUUAUGACUGUAGUUGAUCAUUUCGUGUGUAAACGAUCCCACCGUGCAGGUGCCCUAUUGCUACUAUCGUCUUUUGUGCAGAGCCAGCCGCCGCAUCUCUAUCUCAUCCUCCAGACCCCUCUCUUCGGCAAUCUCCUCAACUGUCUCCAGAGGGACACUUCUACAACUAUUAUGUCCGUGGCCCUCACAGGCCUGACCAUGGUGCUUCCACAUGUGCCGAGUUCAUUAGUCCCAUACUUGCCCGCGCUCUUCAAUAUAUAUGCACGAUUGCUCUUCUGGGAACGUGAGCUGUCUGUUGAUGCAGACUCCGAGGAGAGCAAGGAACGAAGAUUAUCCCUGAACGCUAUUAACUGGGAGGUUUGUCCGUUCUCAUCAGACGUUGAUGAUACGAAUAUUCCUCAACUCUUGGAUUAUUUCACAAUCUUGUAUGGAUUAUACCCAAUCAACUUCAUGGAUUAUAUCAGGAAACCCCAGAGAUACUUGAGGCAUGCCGAGGCGUCGGACUCGGACGUGAUCGAAGUACAACCAACUGAAAUUCGUCAUGCAUCAGAACGGUUUCGUCAAUGCCAUCUUUUGCAUGAGAACUUCUAUAACUUAACAAUAGAUUCAGAGAAAACUGACUUUGGGCGUUGGAUUAAGAGCGAACCAGCCGAGGUCGUGGCUGACUGUAUGGCUCUUCGCCAGCUCCCAGAUCAACCGUCUGAGGCUUCUCUUGAUAUAGCCCGGAUGUUGGAGUCAGAAGUUAAUGAUUUGGAGACAGACGAAAGGGAAUCUGGCCUGUUGAAUAGUUCGUUUAUCAUUGGGCCGUCUGGUUCUGAGGAUAUCCGUCACAGCUCAGUUUCUUCCAUCUCACCGUCAAGAAGUGGUAGUCGAAGUAUUCAGACAGCUUCGAUACGCGACUCAUCAAGUACAAUACGAUCUGAGACCGAGGGUGAUAGCCCUACGUUGACUCGGCAACUUGAUCUUAUGAACUCCAACAAGGCGGUUAACGUGCCCUCGUUGUCGUUGAGCCAUCAUGAGUCUAUUCCAGAGAAAGGGGCAUCUCACUCGCAUCCUAACUUACCUGGCCCCAGCAUGCAGCUCUCUGACGCUGCUGCCAAUGAUUCGCAAAGAAAGUUGCUUCGUUAUGUGUACCUCCUAUACAACGAUCUUGUGUUUGAGCGGUUUCUGAAGCAGCAACAUCUCACACAUAUUGGCGAGUUAAGGAGACGGCACAUCCGUGAAGCCGCCAGCGAGGCCGAAACCCAAAAUAUCAUUACUGCGAAUAAACACCUCAAACAGAGACUAGAGGAAGCUAAAAAGGCUGAAAUACAAGCAAAGACCGAGGCUGAGAAGAGUCGUGCGUUAUCCAAGAAAUGGGAGGCCGAUAUUUUCAAUAAGCUGAAGGUAUUACGCGAUGAGCAGAAGAAGUGGAAUAUCGAAAGAUCAAGCAUGCAGGCUGAACUCAAAGGAGCUAAGGACGAAGCCGAGGAUUUGCGGAAGUUGGUCUGCGAGGUUGAGGUGAGGGAGUUGGCGCUAAAGCAGAAAAUCCAAUCAGCCGAUAUCAGCUUUGGUGAAUUGGAGCAUUUAAAUAAUGAAGUUACGAGACUCACAGUAUCCGAGCGAGCUUAUCAAGCCCAGGAGGUGGAGCGUCAAGCAUGCAUAACACGGGCAGCCGAAGCAGAUGGCCGCGCGAAGGCUGCUGAGAUGAAAUUAGCCACACGUGAAUCCGAAAUUCAACAUAUCCAGGAUCUAUAUCAAUCUCAACUAGCAGAGCUCAACUCUAGAUUGCAAGAGACCUCAAACACCGGCGAGGCACACAGUGUCGAAGCGAGCCGGGCUACACAAGAUGAGAUGAGAAAGCGCAUGCAUGAACUUUCACGGAAAAAUACUAGCAGGCCAAAACUAUCCAGGUCAAGAAGUCGCCUUUCUGUUGAUACAGAGGACGACAUGUCAUCAAACCCAGGCAGCCCUCUAGAGUCCAUGACUCGGCGACGCCAGAGCCAUUCUGGUUCCGAAAUCUUCGAGACCACAUCGUACAAUGCGACACCACCGCUUGAGCCGCUUGGUUCCCUACUUCCGGGCUCUGCACAAGCGAGUUCACUAGCAUUGCAGGGAGACGAGGGCUCUUCGACGAAGACAGACAAUUCUAGCACAAAAGCCGAGAGGCAAACUAGCAAAGGCAAGCUACAAUAG
This is a messenger RNA of Xylaria bambusicola, 2733 nucleotides long. RefSeq names its product Hamartin protein-domain-containing protein. The transcript has 8 exons. Gene Ontology annotation, cellular component: TSC1-TSC2 complex. The record is from RefSeq and is a predicted model, not a curated record. Bases 1 to 2733 code for a protein of 910 amino acids. Lineage: Eukaryota; Fungi; Ascomycota; Sordariomycetes; Xylariales; Xylariaceae. Gene Ontology annotation, biological process: negative regulation of TOR signaling; regulation of cell cycle.